UGUCUGUUGUGUUCGGCUGCAUUCUCGUCACUGUUGGGUUGCCAGUUGUUUGACACUGUUUCUGUGUCAUAUCAUAUCACCAGACUUCUUGUUCACGAGACCAAGGUACUACCAGAGUGCAAAGGUAGCACACCUCUGGCUACAAAAUCCUCAACCACUGGGGACGACACCUGUAGCUGCAGAAGACGGUGGACAUACAGGAGGCAACGCAGGGGACGUUACCAUGGCAGCAUCUUUGAACAAGAAUGUGGAAUUUGUGCGGACAGGUUACGGUAAGAAUUCAGUGAAGGUGCUGCACAUUAGGAGACGGGGGGGUCAUCAUGACAUCACCGAGCUGAAGGCUGAUGUGGAACUCACACUGAAAUCACGCAAGGAUUAUCUGAAUGGAGACAACUCAGACAUCAUCCCCACUGACACCAUCAAGAACACUGUCCACGCUCUGGCCAAGCUCAGAGGGGUAAGGACCAUCGAGCAGUUCUCAAUGGAUAUUUGUCACCAUUUCCUGACUUCUUUCAAUCAUGUCGUGAGGGCCAAGGUUUACAUGGAGGAGGCUCCAUGGAGAAGGCUGGAGAAGAAUGGGGUGCAGCAUUCUCAUGCAUUUAUCUACAGCCCAGAAGCUUACAGAUUCUGCGAUGUUGAACAGAAUCUCAAAGAUGUCCCAUUGGUUCACAGUGGGGUGAAAGACAUGAAGGUGCUGAAAACUACCCAGUCUGGUUUUGAGGGUUUCCUGCGUGACCGCUUCACUACCCUGCAAGAGGCCAAGGACAGGUGUUUUUGCACAACUGUCUAUGCUAAAUGGCACUAUAACACGGUCCAAGAUGUUGACUUUGAUGCUUCAUGGAAGACUGUUAAGGAGACGAUCAUUGAGAAGUUCGCUGGGCCCUACAACCGUGGAGAAUACUCACCCUCUGUGCAGAAGACCCUUUAUGACACACAGGUCCUUGUCCUGGAAAGACUUCCUGAGGUGAAUGAAAUACAGAUGGUCAUGCCCAACCAGCAUUACUUCACCAUAGACAUGACAAAAAUGGGCCUCACAAACAAGGAUGAAGUUCUUUUGGCCUUGGAUAACCCAUCUGGGAACAUCACAGCAACAGUGUGCAGGAAACAGCAAGCCAGGCUGUAAAGAAAACUACACAAAGCCACAGAACGUUGCAGUUGUAAUUUACACAUUAACAUGAAUAAGAACUGCAGUGUGAGCAUUAACCUGGCAUGACCUUUUCUACGUUUAACUGAACAAACAAGAGAUAACUGAUUUAUUUUGGAAUUCUAUAAAUCAUGUCAAUUUCAUAUAUAUUACAGCAUUUUCCCAUGACUGUUAUACAGUAUCCUCCAAAAGUAUUGGG
Messenger RNA from Thalassophryne amazonica, 1343 nucleotides. RefSeq names its product urate oxidase (gene uox). Gene Ontology annotation, molecular function: urate oxidase activity. The record is from RefSeq and is a predicted model, not a curated record. Gene Ontology annotation, cellular component: peroxisome. Gene Ontology annotation, biological process: purine nucleobase catabolic process; urate catabolic process. The coding region runs from base 224 to 1123 and encodes 299 amino acids. Lineage: Eukaryota; Metazoa; Chordata; Actinopteri; Batrachoidiformes; Batrachoididae. The transcript is spliced from 11 exons.